AUGUCUUUCCGAUUCAAUAAGGCUACGUUUGAAGAUAACUCGUUCAACGAACAGAUCCGUGAAAAACUGACCAGUGCGCUCAAUGCGGAUGCAAACAGCGGAACGCAAUCGAAAAGCGCAAAUGCGUCAAACACGGCUGUCACAGAUGAGGUCAAGCAGGAGACUAAGGCGCCCAAAAAACUAGACAUUUUGAAAAGCGGGAUAUAUGUGCGAAAAGUGAACUUCCCGUCGAUCCCACAGCUAGAAAUCCUGGACCUGGACGUUUCGGCGCAAUCGAAAUCGCUGCUCAAGGGAAUUUGCAAAAUUUCAUGCAAAAACGCAAUGUUGGAAAUCACCACGGAAAUCGAAGCCAAUCUGCUCUUGCUUUACACUAAUAACGGGCCGGCGUUUACAACGCCACGUCUGAUCUCCAACGACUCGUUUACGGUCCCAAUAACCAUGACUUUCAGCCAGAUCGAGCUUGAGGCCAUCACCAAUAUUUUUGUGAAAAACACCAGCGUCGGCAUUUCUUUCAACGACGUGAAUCUGGACUUUGAUUUUGACUGCUCCAUCAAACUGCUGCAGUCCAGUAUCGAGAAACGGCUGAAGGGAUCCAUGGAAACAGUUUUCAAAGAAGUUCUCCCCAGCGUGAUCUUCAGCAUGAGCCAGCGCUGGUUUACCCAUGGAGAACCCAAUACGAGCUCCACGGACGAUAAUAGGCUUUCAGAGCAGGUUUCAAACCAUUCUCACGUGCCUCGCACCAUUUUGGAAGACUCAGAUCUCGAGGAUCUAUCACCGGCCACAAUGCUGCGACUCUCCACUCUGGUGUCUUCCCGACAAUCGCUAUCGCUGAAUCCAACAUCAAUGAACACCCUCAGUGCCAUUCCUGGGUGUUUGGAAAGGCAAAAUUUGCAUCGCUUCAAUUCUAGAGUGCCUGCACUCAGUAAUUUUUACCCCGCCUUUUACGACAAUGAGACCCCAGAUUUGAAAACGCUGGGUAGAUCCACAAGUUCCAACACCAUCAUUGGGAGAGGUUACUCCCAACAGCAUAACGCUCUUCCACAGCGUGUUCUUGAUGACAGAAGUUACGACCUCAAGACCAUUGCAUCCGUCCAGUCUCGAAUCUACGAAAGAAGUAGCAGUGGCGAUAAUUCUAAUUUGAGGAGACGCAAAAUCAAAAUGGGUCGGCGUGCGAAGUCAACGGCUGCCCCACCUGCGGAACAGGUUCCUACUAUCGAGGAGCAAAAAGUUGAAAAGAGUCCCACCGUGGAACCUGAAAAGUUGGAACAAACAGAAAUUGCUGCUCCUGACAUAUUGCAUACACCACAGGCUGUAUCUGCCAUAUCAUGCGCCGAAACGCCAGUUGAAAAGAAUUCGCUUUUGGAUGACGCUCCUUCGUUGGAAUGGCCGGUUUCAGGAAAACCGCACAUUGCCAAAUUGAACGUAUUAGAGGAAGCACAAUUUUUGAGUCGCAGACGUGAACUACAGAAACUCAGAUCGAGUUUGUAUUCGCCCAUGAGGGGCAGCAAGUUUUACGUUACGAGAGAAAUGGAACGGCCUAUUUUAGAGCAUAAGGGACUAAGCUUCGUGGGACUGGCUCACGGACUCAAAGCAGGGGCUGAGGAAGCACCACCUCCUCCUUACGGCUGCUAG
Messenger RNA from Lachancea sp. 'fantastica', 1632 nucleotides. The record is from the annotation of a GenBank genome assembly. Lineage: Eukaryota; Fungi; Ascomycota; Saccharomycetes; Saccharomycetales; Saccharomycetaceae.